This is a messenger RNA of Cheilinus undulatus (humphead wrasse), 803 nucleotides long. RefSeq names its product lens fiber membrane intrinsic protein-like. Gene Ontology annotation, molecular function: structural constituent of eye lens. The coding region runs from base 41 to 616 and encodes 191 amino acids. The transcript is spliced from 5 exons. NCBI's taxonomy places the organism in Eukaryota, Metazoa, Chordata, Actinopteri, Labriformes, Labridae. The record is from RefSeq and is a predicted model, not a curated record. Gene Ontology annotation, cellular component: plasma membrane.
UUUACUGUGCUUUUGUUUUGUACCUGUACAUCAAAUAGAGAUGCUUUCAAGAAAGAAGAGUUGCUCUGCAGUGGCCCCGCUAUCUCAGCUCAAGAUGUACAGCUUCAUGGGAGGGGGCCUUUUCUGUGCUAUUGUUGGUAAUAUCCUGUUGGUUGUCUCCACUGCCACUGACUACUGGAUGCAGUACCGUCUGUCUGGAAACUAUGCCCACCAGGGUUUGUGGAGGUACUGCAUGUCCAACAAGUGCUUCAUGCAGACUGACAGCAUAGCUUACUGGAAUGCCACCAGGGCCUUCAUGAUCCUCUCUGGGAUGUCGUGCUUCGCAGGCAUCAUCGCUGGCAUCAUGUCCUUCUCCCACUUCUCUUCCUUUGAAAGGUUCAACCGCUCCUUUGCAGCAGGAAUCCUGUUUUUCAUCUCCACUUUCUUUGUUCUGCUGGGUAUGGCCAUUUACACCGGAGUGACCAUCAACUUUCUAGGGAAACGAUUUGGGGACUGGCGCUUCUCCUGGUCCUACAUACUAGGAUGGGUGGCCAUGCUCAUGACCUUUUUUGCAGGUAUUUUCUACAUAUGUGCCUACAGAAUGUGUGAAUGCAGGAGAGGAACAGGCCCACGCUAGAUGAAGAAACACACGGUUUGUUCAAAACCACUAUGAAGCACAUGACCACUUUGAAUGGAGGACAGAUGGCGGGCAGUCUUAAAUGAUCUGCUGAAGAUUUGGUGUCUGAUGCUGCUCCUUCAGUCCUUCUCUGGUCUGCUCAACACGUUUCCUUUGGAGUCAUUUUCUAAGUCAAGGAAAAGGCAUG